AUGCCUCCCCGCACGUCUGCCCGCAGAAAAGCGCAAGCUGUUGUCGAGACCAAGGUCGAAGAGACGACGACAACGGCCACGAGGACGAACGGAACGAGCACAUCUAUCGCUGCCACUCAGACAAAGAGAACAGCUGCUAAGAAACCAGUCGCCAAGCGCAAGGCCGCGUCGGACGAAGAGCACGAGAGCUGCGGCAGCUGCGCCGAGAAGGACGAGGAGAAGCCCGCCAAGAAGAGGAAGACCGCGGCCAAGGGCAAGGCGAAGAAGGAGGACGAUAUGCCUCUGGCGGAUCGGACGGCAGUUUCUUCGUUGAAGAAGGCGAUGUACAUUGGUGCUCAUGUGAGCGGUGCUGGUGGUGUGCAAAACUCUAUCCAAAACGCCCUCAACAUUGGCGCCAAUGCCUUCGCGCUGUUCCUCAAGUCACAGCGGAAGUGGGAGAGCCCCCCGCUGGCAGCGGAUGCGAAGACGCAGUUCGUCUCUCUGGCAAAGGACAACGGCUACGACGCUGCCGCCCACGUCCUCCCCCACGGUUCCUACCUUGUCAAUCUCGCCCAGGCAGAUGCCGCCAAGGCGAAACAGGCGUACACGAGCUUCAUUGAUGACCUCCAGCGGUGCGAGCAGCUUGGGAUCAAGCUGUAUAACUUCCACCCGGGGAACACGGGAGGCGCCUCGCGCGAGGAGGCGUGCGGGCGCAUCGCGGCGCAGCUGAACACGGCGCACAAAGCGACGAAAAACGUCAUCACGGUCCUGGAGAACAUGGCUGGCGCGGGAAAUGUCAUUGGCACCAAGUUCGAGGACUUGAAGCACAUCAUCGACAAGGUCGAGGACAAGGAGCGGGUCGGCGUGUGCAUCGACACCUGCCACGCCUUCGCGGCGGGUUACGACCUGAGGACGCCCGACAAGUUCCACGAGACGAUGAAGGAGUUUGACGAGAUUGUCGGAAACAAGUACCUCAAGGCAUUCCAUCUCAACGACAGCAAGGCCCCCUUCGCCUCGCAUCGCGACCUGCACGCCAACAUCGGCACGGGCUUUCUCGGCCUGCGCGCCUUUCACACGCUCGUCAACCACGAGCCCUUCCAGGACCUCCCCAUGGUCCUCGAGACGCCCAUCGACCGCAAGGACGACAACGGCAAGACGGUCGAGGACAAGCAGGUGUGGGCGGACGAGAUCAAGCUGCUGGAGCGGCUAAUUGGCAUGGAUGCCGACGGCGAAGAGUUCAAGGAGCUCGAGGAGGAGCUGCGGGGCAAGGGGGAGGGCGAGAGGAGCAAGAUCCAGGACCAGGUCGACCGCAAGGCGGAGAAGGACGCGAAGAAGGGGACUAGGGGGGCGAAGAAGGGUGCGGCGGUGAAAGGGAGGAAGAAGAAGGCCGAGACGGAUGAUGAGAGUGAUUAA
Messenger RNA from Colletotrichum higginsianum IMI 349063, 1392 nucleotides. RefSeq names its product Apurinic endonuclease. The coding region runs from base 1 to 1392 and encodes 463 amino acids. Gene Ontology annotation, cellular component: nucleus; mitochondrion. The transcript is spliced from 3 exons. Gene Ontology annotation, molecular function: DNA-(apurinic or apyrimidinic site) endonuclease activity; phosphoric diester hydrolase activity; DNA binding. Gene Ontology annotation, biological process: base-excision repair. The record is from RefSeq and is a predicted model, not a curated record. NCBI's taxonomy places the organism in Eukaryota, Fungi, Ascomycota, Sordariomycetes, Glomerellales, Glomerellaceae.